AUGUCAGACCGCAAGAAAAGCAAGAAGGGCAGCGGAGGGAAACGAGCCGCCGCCGGCCCAGUCAUCACCGAUCCCCGAUUCGCAAAUAUCCAAACAGACCCUCGCUACCGCCUUCCCAGUAAACGACACACCCACGUAAAGCUCGAUAAACGAUUCGCGCAUAUCCUGCACGACAAAGAAUUCUCGAGAAAUGCCGCUGUUGACAGAUACGGCCGAAAGCUAGCGCGCGAUGACACAAAGAAGCACCUGGAACGAUUCUACCGCCUGGGCGAUGACGAGGGCGAGGAAGAUGAUGACGACGAAGAAGAGGAGGACGACAAACUUAGCAUUGAUGAUGACGAGGUCUUGAGAGAAUUGAAAAAAGCUGACAGCAAAGCUGCCGGGUAUGAUCCCGCGCGCGAUGGAGGCUUCUCUGAGUCGUCCUCCGAAGAGGAGACUGAUGAUGAGGACGAGGAUGAAGAUGAAGAGGAGGAAGCUCUGGGGGGCGAGGAGCUAGAUUUCCCCGAUAAGCAGAGGGAGGAUGUGCCGAUCGGAGAGGUGACGAAUCGCAUUGCAGUGGUUAAUUUGGACUGGGAUAAUAUCCGGGCUGAGGAUCUGAUGGCCGUGUUCUCAAGCUUUACGCCGGCCGGUGGGAAAGUGACGAAGGUUGUUGUCUACCCGAGCGAAUUUGGAAAGGAGCGGAUGGAGAAGGAGGAGACUGAGGGACCACCCAGAGAGAUUUUCGCUACUCAAGACGAGGAUGAGGAUGACGAGGAAAGCGACGAGGAAGAGGAAGAGCUCGAUUCCGAUGAGGAGGAGGAAAAGAUCAAGAAGUCUAUUUUGAAGGAGGAUCAGGGAGAGGAGUUCAACACUACACAACUUCGGAAGUAUCAGUUGGAGCGACUACGCUACUAUUAUGCCAUCCUGACAUUCUCUUCGAAGGAAGCUGCGAAGCAUGUUUACGACAACGUUGAUGGCGCAGAGUAUUUGACCAGUGCUAACUUUUUCGACCUUCGUUUCGUGCCUGACGAUACGGACUUCUCCGAUGACCAGCCACGAGACGAGUGCGAGCGUAUUCCGGACGGAUACCAGCCAAAUGACUUCGUUACAGACGCCCUCCAACACAGCAAGGUUAAGCUGACCUGGGAUGCGGACGACAAAUCACGCAAGGAAGCCCAGGCACGGGCGUUCCGAGGCAGCCGCAAGGACAUUGACGAGAAUGACUUGAAAGCCUACCUAGCGAGUGACAGCUCUGACGAUGAAGAGGAGGGAGGCGUCGAUAUCAUUGAUGGCACAAAGGGUGAAGGCUCCAAGACGUCAGCGAAGGAGGAAGAGAGGAAACGCAUGCGAGCGCUUCUCGGUUUGAGUGCGGAGCCGGCUCCGACCUCCAAGUCCGAUGGCCCUGUUGGUGAAAUGGAGGUCACUUUCACAUCUGGUUUGGCAGGUGAGCCCAACCGCGACACAAUCUUUGAGAACGAGCCCGAGGAGACGAGCGUUGAGAAAUACCUGCGCAAGGAGCGCGAGAGGAAGAAGCGACGAAAGGAUAAAAUGAAGGGCAACAAGGGCGACGAGGCUGAUGGCGACAAGAAGGAGGACGCUGGCGAAGCAAAGGCACAGGAAGACGAAGAAGACCUGGGCUUCAACGAUCCAUUCUUCCUUGAUCCUUCCGACAAGGCUGCCACUGCUGCUCGCCGCAAGGAGGAGAAACGCAAGAAGCGAACAGAGCGUGCAGCUGAGGAAGCAGCCGCCGCAGCCAAACGGGCAGAGUUAGAACUGCUGAUGAUGGACGACGAAGAUGCCAAGUCUGGAAUGAGGCACUUUGAUAUGAAUGAGAUUGCCAAGGCUGAGAAGCAGGCCCGCAAGAAGAAGGGCAAGAGCAAGAGAAAGGAAGAGGCAGCUCAGGCUGUCCCUGACAACUUUGAAAUGGACGUCAGUGAUCCUCGAUUCUCGCGCCUCUUCCAGAACCACGAAUUUGCGAUCGAUCCUACCAACUCCCGGUUCAAGGCGACGUCGGGCAUGAAAGCCCUGCUCGAGGAGGGCCGUAAACGACGUAGGGACAGGGAUGAGCGUGGCGAUGAGGAGGACCUCAGUCGUGAUUCGAAGAAGCAGAAGCAGCGGUCUAAGAAGAGCGCCUCAGCGGGAGAUGGCACGGAUGAUUUGAAAACAUUAGUGGAAAAGGUGAAGCGGAAGACGAAGGCUUGA
Aspergillus mulundensis is the source of this 2181-nucleotide messenger RNA. RefSeq names its product pre-rRNA-processing protein ESF1. The record is from RefSeq and is a predicted model, not a curated record. Gene Ontology annotation, biological process: rRNA processing. The transcript is spliced from 2 exons. Gene Ontology annotation, cellular component: nucleus. Gene Ontology annotation, molecular function: RNA binding. NCBI's taxonomy places the organism in Eukaryota, Fungi, Ascomycota, Eurotiomycetes, Eurotiales, Aspergillaceae. The coding region runs from base 1 to 2181 and encodes 726 amino acids.